This is a messenger RNA of Melopsittacus undulatus (budgerigar), 699 nucleotides long. Its product is annotated as immunoglobulin lambda-1 light chain-like. Gene Ontology annotation, biological process: immunoglobulin production; immune response. Bases 1 to 699 code for a protein of 232 amino acids. The record is from RefSeq and is a predicted model, not a curated record. The transcript is spliced from 4 exons. NCBI's taxonomy places the organism in Eukaryota, Metazoa, Chordata, Aves, Psittaciformes, Psittaculidae.
AUGGACAGGAGGGAGUCGGAGCACUUUUCCUGUUCCCUGGUCCAGGCAGUGCUGACUCAGCCCCCAUCGCUCUCAGUGGAGCCAGGAAAGGAUGCCCAGAUCACCUGCUCCGGGCUUAGCAGCAGCUACGGCUAUGUUGGUUGGUACCAGCAGAAGGUGCCUGGCAGUGCCCCUAUCACUGUGAUUUAUUGGAACGACAAGAGACCCUCGGGCAUCCCUUCGCGAUUCUCCGGAUCCACCUCCGGCGCCACGGCCACGUUAACCAUCACGGGGGUCCAAGCCGAGGAUGAGGCCGUCUAUUACUGUGGGAGCUAUGAUGGCAGCACUAGUGCUGUGUCCUCAGAAGUAAACACCUGCAUUGCCUUCUCCAUGAUUAACAACACCUACAGCUGGUUCCAGCAGAGGGUACCUGGCAGCAGCGUUCCUGUCACUCUGAUCUAUCAGAACAACCAGAGAUCCUUGGACAUCCUUUCAUGGUUCUCCGGACCCACGUCUGGCACCAUGCAGAAGACAUCAGGCAAUGUCCCUGUCAGGGUGAUCUAUGAGAGCAGCAAGAGACCCUCGGGCAUCCCUUCGCGAUUCUCCGGAUCCAGCUCCGGCUCUACGGCCACGUUAACCAUCACUGGGGUCCAAGCCGAGGACGAGGCCGUCUAUUACUGUGGUGGCUACGAUGGCAGCUAUAAUGGUGACAUGGAGUAA